This is a messenger RNA of Daldinia vernicosa, 1155 nucleotides long. RefSeq names its product putative isomerase YbhE. Gene Ontology annotation, molecular function: 6-phosphogluconolactonase activity; protein binding. NCBI's taxonomy places the organism in Eukaryota, Fungi, Ascomycota, Sordariomycetes, Xylariales, Hypoxylaceae. The transcript has a single exon. The record is from RefSeq and is a predicted model, not a curated record. The coding region runs from base 1 to 1155 and encodes 384 amino acids.
AUGGCUGACCAAGGUGUUUCGCGGCCCCCGUUAGGCAAGCUAAUUGUCGGCAAUACAAGCCAGAUUAUACUUGUUAAUUUCGACGGCGCCACGUUCUCUAUAGCUUCCAGAUAUAUACUCCCGCACUGGGUGCCCAGUUCAAUAUUAUUUAAAGAGCCUAAUUUGCUUUAUGCUGUAAACGAGAUAGGUACAGACACUAAUAUGUUAAGGCUGGUACCUAACACUUCGGUUGCACCUGAUGCCAUAGGUUUCGACAGGCUUUCGUUCGUUACCAAUGCCCAUGGCUCAUUUGGGGGCAAUUACCUUGCGUUCAAUACCGAUAAGACUCGUAUGGUUGAGACUUGCUUCUCAAGCGGCAGAAUCGAUGUCUGGGACACCUCAGCAGCGGACAGGAUUGUUUUAAAAAGAAGUAUCCGGACUAGAACUGAAAAUGGCAACCAGUGGCCGCAUCAACGCAGACCAGGUCCACGUCAAGCCAUCCUCGAGCCAACUGGUCGCUUUUUUAUUAUACCGAAUCCGGGUACCGAUUCGUUGCACGUCAUGGACACAAAGGAUGACAAGUACGAGAUCACGGGCAUUACCGGUGUGCCUUACACAAUCUCGCCGGAGAGUAUCGCUUGUAUCACACAUGGAGGAACCCCCUACUUGGUAGUGGCAGGGGGCCUCUCUACUGCAAUCGCCUUGAUGCGAAUGGAGUACACUGAUACUACAAUCCGGUUCACUACAAUCCACUGGGGACACGCCGGUAGGAGGUGGGACCCAGGCGAGAUAAUCAUGUCAUCGUUCUUAGGACUCGAAGUCGCCAAAAACCAGCGUGACAUUUACCUCUGGAAUCGAUUCCCAGGCGAGCCAGGAGGCCAUAUCGCAUACUUCAGACUCACUGAGGACGGGGGCUCGUUAGGGCUUACUCAUAUUGACCACAUACCAACCCCCGACAUACAGCCGCGCAUGGUCAGUCUGAGCGGAGAUGACAAGCAAGAGUUUGCAUUCGUAGCUAACGAGGAUGGCGAAUCGGGUCUCAUCGUAUUCAGGCGGGACCCAACGACAGGUAGGUUGGACCCGAACCCCGUCGCAACGUUUCCAAAUGACCUUCUUGUUCCCUACGGAGCUUCACGGGAUAUUCUAAGAGGCGUCCAAUUUGUUCGUGAGCUUUAG